ACAGACGUGCUGGGCGUGCCGAUAUAGCAUACUUUUAGACUUCGCGUAACACGCUGCUUUUUGUGUCUUGUGGUUCUCUUUUAUAUUGAAUUCUCAGUAAUGCCUCCUAAAAAGGCAGCAGCAGUAGUAGCAGCCUCUGCUGAUCCACCUGCGCCGUCCUCCAGUGAAGCCCCGCAGGAAAAGAAAAAAGAUGCUGCGUCGCUGCGCAAACUUACAGCUCAUCCCUCCACAGCAAUUAUGGUGAAAGAAGCACUUAAAGAGUUGGACUCGCGCAAAGGGGUUUCAUUCCAAGCCAUACAGAAUUACAUUAAACAAAAAUACCCCUCGGUGGAUUUGGUAAGGCUGAAGCACUUCGUCCGUAGAGCCCUGCAAAAAGGACUGGAGACUGGUACGUUGGUGCGUCCUGCUAACUCCAAUGUCACUACAGUCGCAAAGGGAAAAUUUAGGCUUGCACCUAAAGUCAAGGAGGCAAAGCCCAAAGCUGAGAACGUGGAUCCCAAUGUGCAAAACGCAGCCAAGGAUGGAGUCAAGAAGUCCAAAAAAACAGGUACCACGAAGAAGAAAGACACAGAAGAGGCCAAGUCACCAGAGGUGCCUCCCAAAAGGUCUAAGAAAGAAAAAGAGGCUGCUACCUCAGAGGCUACUAUCUCAAAGGCUGCUCCAGCAAAGAAGCCAAAAGCUAAAAAAGCUGCAGAAAAGGUUGAUGUGGAAGCCUCUGAUUCAGCUGAAACUCAAGUAGCAAAGACCACCAAGGAGGCCCAACCUAGAGUAGCAAAGACCACCAAGGAGGCUGAACCUAAAGUAGCAAAGGCAGGAAAUGCGACGCGGAGCAAGGCUGCUAAAGCAGGCAGCGACGCCCCUGCUGCUAAAGCAACUGGGAAACGAGGAAAGAAGACUGCAGAAUAAAUUUAUUGGUUUUAUACUCUUUUUGUUUGCAAUAAAAUCUUAACUUUUGGAGCUCUUGUGUGAUCUCUAAA
Molecule: messenger RNA, 977 nt
Organism: Sander lucioperca (pikeperch)
Lineage: Eukaryota; Metazoa; Chordata; Actinopteri; Perciformes; Percidae
Product: protein B4
Exons: 5
Coding region: 100-906 (268 amino acids)
Biological process (GO): nucleosome assembly
Cellular component (GO): nucleosome
Molecular function (GO): DNA binding; structural constituent of chromatin
Source: RefSeq, a predicted model, not a curated record